This is a messenger RNA of Helicoverpa zea (corn earworm), 2811 nucleotides long. It is a transcript of the gene Pex14, whose product is annotated as peroxisomal membrane protein PEX14. Gene Ontology annotation, molecular function: signaling receptor binding. The transcript has 5 exons. Gene Ontology annotation, cellular component: peroxisomal membrane; peroxisomal importomer complex. Bases 169 to 915 code for a protein of 248 amino acids. Lineage: Eukaryota; Metazoa; Arthropoda; Insecta; Lepidoptera; Noctuidae. The record is from RefSeq and is a predicted model, not a curated record. Gene Ontology annotation, biological process: protein import into peroxisome matrix, docking.
GAACAAAUCAAAUGUCAUCUAAUGUCAAAGAAAAUUGAUUAAUUUUAUCGUCUUCUUUACGAAUUUUAAUUCAUGUUUUCUUAAAUUUGUACUGUGCAUACAGUAAAAACUAGAUUUAUUAGUGUUUAGUAGUCUUAUAAUUUUGUAUCUUCACGUAAAUUAUUUGCAAUGGCAUCAGAGGCGUUGGCGACUGCUGGAGGAGAGAUACGAGAGAAUUUGGUAACAACCGCAGUAUCGUUCCUAACAAAUCCAAGCGUACAAAGAUGCACUCUAGAAAGCAAGGAACGGUUCUUACGAAGCAAAGGCCUCACAGAUCUAGAAAUACAGAAAGCUAUAGGAAAAUGUGCGGAAAUGUUAGACGUGCCAUCUAUGACUUCGGAACUCAUGUUCUUCCAUCAACCGAGAAGGUCUUGGUUUAGAGACAAUGUACUGCCGUUGAUGGUGUAUGGAGGUUUUAUGUACGGAUGUUACUGGUUUUAUAAGAAUUACGUCCGACACCUCUUAUUCGUGGAACAACCAAAGCGCAAAACCACGGCGGAAUGUAUAGAAGAGCUGCGCAAGAGUGUGGACAUAUUAAAUGCUAACUUCACGUCGCUGCGCAGUGAGAUGCAAACAAAUGCACAUCAGAGCUCUAUGAGAUCACAGCUUGAUACUAUCAAGUCUGAAGUUGCUUCUGUUAAGGCGAUUAUGUUAAAUAGAAACCAAUUCCCAGCUUUAAAAACUCGCCCGAACCCGCCUUCCAUCCCCGACUGGCAGCGGCAGUCAGAAGAGGCGACCUCCACAGAAGUUCCUCAAGAAGAGAAGAAGAAGACUCACAGAAGCCGCAGCCAGAGGUCCGAGUCCGGAGGGUCCAACUCCAGCGAGGGAGAACAGGCUACCAAGAAUAGUGACAGCAGUUUGGAGAUUAUUACAUGAAAACGUCUCGUCAAGUACUACUACAAACGCAGCCGGUAAUAGGGCGGUGCCACACGGACGGACAACACGACACAGGUAUAUAGUGAUUGUGUUAUGUGGGACUUGAAUAUAUAUAGUGAUACAAAACCUCCUCUGACGUAAUGCAAUAUUGUUAAUAGGAUUUAUAGAUCUGGUAACAUUGGGACUAAGGAACAAAAUGGCCGAGAUAUUACAGGUGAAAUUAGCUUUAAUUUCAAAGACGAUUUAGUAAUGAUUUUGCUUUCUCAGAAAUUUUAACUUUGCAUUUAUUUGAAAGGUUUUUGAUCAAGAUCAUCCUCUGAAAUUAAAACUGGAAGCAUUUAGCAUCUUUCAUAACAAAAAAUAUUAAUCUUAGUCCACUGUCACUUCAUCUAAAAAGUCCUAAUAAGUAGUAGCAAAAAGGAUUUGCUAUAAUGAAAGUAUUAUUUGCUAACGUAAUUUUAGAUUCUAAACACACGGGUUUAGAGUCCAAAAUUCUAUGUUAGUUGAAGCAGUAAAAAUAUUGUAUAGAGGAUUUUUGUCGGUAUUGUGGCUGCAAUCAUGUUUUCGUUUGUAAUAAAUUUUAGUUAGAAUUUUAUAUUGAAUUGAAAUUGGAGUAGAUUUGUUUUGUAAUAACUGUAAAAUGAAAUUUUGGUGAAUUUUCUUAAUACUGUGCAAAAAAAUUAUAGUAAUACCUACCUAUUUUAUUUAUAUUAUCCAAUUUUCAGCCUUUUGUGCAUUUGGUUUUAUUGAUAAAUGAAAAUGUGUCGUUUUUAUGAGUUAAAACAAAUGAUUACAACCCUUCUGAAUUUGGGUAGAAAAAAAAUGCUACUUUGCAAAUAUGACAUUUGCCAUUUCCAGUGUUUUUACUCUAGAAUACCACUUACAGGUUGAUUCUUCCAUAUUACGAACCUGUAUUUAUUUGUAUAAUUUAAAUCCAUUUUCCCACCUCUAAAUAGCUCUGUUUUAUCACUCAAUGCAAUUUCAUACAAAAUAUUCUUUCAUUCAACAGCCAGAUAUUUAAAUAUAAUUUUAUUUAUUGGGUUAACGACAAUACCAACUAUACAUUGUAUACGUAUUCGAUAUAGUAUAGCGUUGACUAAUUUUCAACCUAAACCCCUAAGCAAUACGGUAGAAAAUUAGUCAGCAAAUAGCUAUAUGACUCCUAUAAUUAUAGAAAUUUGUGAUGGCUACUUGGUCUAAUUUGCCAAUUAAUAUAAUUAGUAUUGUGUGAUGGUUUUAAAGGUUUAUGUAGUUGUAUAUAGGUAGAUAUGCGCUCGUUUAUAGACACAAAAUAAUUCGGUUUUUUAUAGACAUGACACUAUUACGGGUCAGUAAAAGUACAAAUCGUGGCGUUUUCAAGACAUAUUUUAAAAUAACUACCAAUUAUUUUGUGUUUAAAACGAGCAUUAGACUAAUAAAUUCGCAUAAUCAUGUUUGUUACGCUGUAAACUAAAUUUAGUCAUUAUUUCUUUUGUUGUUAUAAUUUGUAGACUUUUUAUGGGCGUAACAAGAUAAAUUGUAAUGCAACUUAGAACCUCCUUGAAAAGUAAAGGCCGCGUUUUAUUUUUUAUUUGAUAUUAUAGUCCGAAAUUGUACGACCCGGUAAUAAAUGUUGCCACAUGACUGUAUUUUAUUACGCCCAAUAAUACAUUCGGUACCUGACAGGCGCCCAAACUUGUGUAAAUUAUUUUCCUAAAAUUGUAUGAAAUAUUUAACAUUGAAUUUUAAUAUAUAACUUCAUUUUUGAAUAAUUAUUUCAUUUAUUCAUAUUAAUUUAAAAUUGCUCAGUGAUUGUAUUUCCAAGUUAUCUAAAAGACUUAUCGUUGUAUUAAAUGUACAACAUUCCAUAUUGGUGUACCCGCGUCGUGAUAAAUAAACCAAAAUAAUAAUGAUAAA